This is a messenger RNA of Acyrthosiphon pisum (pea aphid), 1462 nucleotides long. RefSeq lists its product as uncharacterized. Lineage: Eukaryota; Metazoa; Arthropoda; Insecta; Hemiptera; Aphididae. The transcript has 3 exons. The record is from RefSeq and is a predicted model, not a curated record. Bases 316 to 1446 code for a protein of 376 amino acids.
UCAUGAUGAUAAUAUGUAUUCAAUUAUGGAUAUUAUUAUUGUAUUAGAUGAUUCAUCCUCAGGUUAAUGAGUGGGGAUCGUUUGAUUUUCAGCCGGGUUCAAUAAUAAACAAUAUAAUAUGGUAAAUGGUAAUAUUACAAUCGGUUAGGUGAAACGUGGUGCAGUGACAUAUGGGUUGCAGAGUGAAGUCAUUCGUUUUCAAAAUCCGAGUGUCGCCACCGACACCGUGCACCAUUAACGGACCACCACCAUCAUCAUCGUUGUAGUCGUCGUCGUGUUCCGAAUACAAAGGUAAACAAACAGAAUUUCAAUACGAUGUUUGUUCGCAGACGUUACAUUAUGACUCUAAGUGAAUACAAUUGGAACCAUUCUCAUAUUAACGGACUCGUAUUCGUAAUUUUACUGUUGACUUCAAGUGUGGAAAUUAUAGCAGACAAUGUAAAUAUAACGGAAGGCGGAUCAAGUCAAGAAAUCAAUUGUACGCUUUAUAGGUCAUGCACACAAUGUACCGAUGCACACUCUGGUUGCAGUUGGCUGAUUGAAAAACAAAUUUGUCUCGACUCAAAUCAGAUUCUAUCAGGGAAGUUCAUAGUCGAUACAAAAGAAUUAUGCCCAGCGUAUGCUGUGACAUAUGAUGAUUAUUCGUUACAGGUUACGGUUUCGAAUAUCGAGGCAAAAAGUGUAAAAACUUUUUUUAAUGUAAAUCCAAAUAUUGGUUGUGAAAUAGAAAAUGCAACUUAUAACGCUUCAAUCAAUAAUGGAGUAAUAACUUGUAAUUGGGCAGACAAAAAACAAAGAACAACUAAAACCAAUCCUUUGUUUAUUUUUUAUUUUUCAAUCGUUGUCAACAACGUACGAUUACAGUUCGACAAUCCACGAGACCAUUACAUCAGUUAUCACGGUUGGACUUGCCCGAAAGAGAAUUGUACGAUCAGUUUUUGGGAAAGCGAUUCGAGAAAAUAUUACUGUAAAUGGUGUUUAAAAAACGAUGGUUGCAAGACAACAGCCGAACAACCGAACAGUUGCGACAUACGGUACGCGAUUAACAACGAGAAAUGGAAGGACGACGCACCGCUGUCCAAGAUCGAAGUCAGAAGUCCUGAAGUGGCGAUCGAGUCUUUCGAACCAGACGUGUUGAUGUACCAACGCAAUACGUCGUCGGUCGUGAGCAUCACCGUCAAGAACCAUAGGUUUUUGGCCGAAGGCCGGUCGACGACAGUGACCUUGGCCGGGCAGAGUUGUGACAACCCGGUCACGGUCGACGAUCAGACGGUUAAUUGCACUGUUGGUUACCUAAAGGAUAUUAAAGAAGGUCCGGUGGUAAUCGAGUACGCGGGGAUUACGAGUGUGUUGAUACUGAAGUCAGCACAAAAGUUCAGGUUCAUCGAUCCGAGGUUAACGGACGUCAACCCUACCUGCGUACUGCCACGGGUGGAACCCGGAUAGAACUGACUGGCGAGUA